Messenger RNA from Myxocyprinus asiaticus (Chinese sucker), 3117 nucleotides. Its product is annotated as peroxisomal targeting signal 1 receptor-like. Bases 289 to 2325 code for a protein of 678 amino acids. The transcript has 17 exons. The record is from RefSeq and is a predicted model, not a curated record. Gene Ontology annotation, cellular component: peroxisomal membrane; cytosol. NCBI's taxonomy places the organism in Eukaryota, Metazoa, Chordata, Actinopteri, Cypriniformes, Catostomidae. Gene Ontology annotation, biological process: protein import into peroxisome matrix, docking. Gene Ontology annotation, molecular function: protein binding.
UGUUGAAUUCGUGUGGCUGGUUUGCUCCUGUUUCUGUGGGCCACACGGGGAAAGGUAAAUAAAGACAGAACGGUCACCAAAGGAACAUUUACACGUCAGGUACCGACAAACAGUGGGCUGUUAACCUUAGCAGUAUUCUUAGUAACCGCUGGACUCUGUCGUGUUUUGUCUCUAAAUAAAACUGCAUUAUUUUCCGGAUAAAAGGGGAAAAAGAGGAGAGGUGACCACAUCGCCUGUGCAGAUAUCUAAAGGUGUCAGUUUCCAGAUCCAGCCUGACUGUGUAUUGCCAUGGCUAUGCGGGAGUUAGUGGAAGGGGAAUGUGGGGGAGCCAAUCCCCUCAUGAAACUGACUGGUCACAUAACCCAAGAGGGAGGGGCUUGGAGACACCGAUCAACACCCACUAUUCCUCCUACUCCAAUUGAAAUAGCCUCUGAAGAGGAGCUGGUGAGUGAGUUUCUGCAGGGCCCACAACGACCUCCCCACAGUUUUGAUAUGGGACAACUGCUGGAGGAAAUGCAGCAGAUAGAUCAACAAAACUACAGACAGGCUCCUCAGAGAGCUCCUGACGUUGCUGCUCUGGCAUUGUCGGGCGAUUGGGCAGCAGAAUUCCUGUCUGGUGCCGACUCCGCCUCUUCUCCUGGGCAAGCUGGCUUAGAUCCAGCUGAUGCUGAUUGGACCAGAGAAUUCAUCAAUGAAGUGGCAGACCCUGGCCGCUGGGCAGAGGAGUACCUGGAGCAAUCAGAGGAGAAGUUGUGGCUUGGAGAUUUGGGAGAGAGAGAACAAGACAAAGAAUGGACACAAGAAUACCAGUCAGGGGAAGAACUAAAACAAACGGCAAAUGAGCUCCUUGCCAAAGUGGAUGAUCCUAAACUACAUAACACAGAGUUCCUGCGGUUCAUUAGGCAGAUUGGCGAGGGCAGUGUGACUGUGGAGGACAUAGCAGGAAAAGAGCUCACUGAUAAAGCACAGGCCAAGGAGGCACAGCACUGGGCCUCCAGCCUCAACCAGUUCCUGGAAUCAGGGGAAGGGACUGUUCAAGUGGAAACUCGAGUGGGCAAAAAGAAGAAUGACAAAAUUACAGCUAAAAAGGCAGAGCAAUGGGCUACUAUCGCCAGGCAGGUUUCGGCAGAAUCAGCAGAAUCCUGGGUAGAUGAGUUCACUGCUUGUGGGCCAGAUUUCCAACAGGCCAAAGCGGCGGUGGAGAGUGAUGUUGAUUUCUGGGAGAAACUCCAGCAGGAGUGGGAGGAAAUGGCAAAGAGAGAUGCUGAAGCUCACCCCUGGCUCUCUGACUUUGACCAAAUGCUCAGCAGCUCUUAUGACAAGGGAUAUCAGUUUGAAGAAGACAACCCCUUCCUAUCCCAUGAAGAUCCAUUAGCUGAGGGUGUGAGGAGGAUGGAGGCAGGGGACAUUCCUGGAGCUGUACGUCUCUUUGAGAGUGCGGUUCAGAGAGAGCCAGGCAACCAACUGGCUUGGCAAUAUCUGGGCACCUGCCAGGCGGAGAAUGAGCAAGAGUUUGCUGCUAUCAGUGCCCUCCGCAGAUGUAUUGAACUGAAAAAGGACAAUCUAACAGCCCUCAUGGCUCUAGCUGUGAGCUUCACCAAUGAGUCACUGCACAGACAGGCCUGUGAGACACUUCGCGAUUGGUUAAGGCAUAACCCUAAAUACCAGCCUAUCCUGGAGCAGCAUGAACAAGAGAAGGAGAGAGGAGGCGUGAGGGAGAAGGAGAAAGAGAGGGAGAGAUUUGGAUCCCUUCUGCCAGAGGCACUGUUUAAUGAAGUGCAGUCACUGUUUUUGAGUGCAGCAGCCGCUGAUCCCACUCAGGUGGACCCUGAGCUGCAGUGUGGUCUGGGAGUUCUCUUCAACUUGAGUGGAGAAUAUGACAAGGCUGUGGACUGUUUCACAGCAGCUCUGUCCAUCACACCACAGGAUUAUUUGUUGUGGAACAAGCUGGGAGCAACUCUUGCUAAUGGGAACCGAUCAGAGGAGGCGGUAGCUGCUUACAGACGAGCACUGGAGUUACAGCCUGGAUUUGUACGCAGCCGAUAUAACCUGGGCAUCAGUUGUGUCAACCUAGGUGCCCAUAGGGAGGCAGUAGAGCACUUCCUAGAGGCACUUUCGCUGCAGAGACAGGCCGCAGGGGACGGAGAGGGAGGCGCAGGUCGGGGACCAGGUGCAGCAGCGAAUGUGAUGUCAGACAACAUCUGGUCCACCCUGCGCAUGGCGUUGAGCAUGAUGGGAGAAAGCUCACUAUACACAGCUGCUGACCGGCGUGAUCUAGACACGCUGAUGGCACAUUUCUGCCAGAGAGAGGGAGAGACAGAAUGAAGGAUGGAGGGAAUAAUGGAGUGAAGGGAGAUAGAGUGUGAGUGUGGAGAGAGGUGCUAUGAAGAGCAAAACAGCAAGACUGGAGGUGUGAAUUUCAACAAAAGUUGAACGAGAUGGAGGACGAUUUUUAGAGGUGGCAGUGUGGGGAGAUUAAAGACAAAAAAAGGAGUGUGAAACACCCAUUCAGCCCCAGCACAGCAUGAAUGGAUAGACAGACAAACUGAUGACUGUUCAUGUGAAAAAAGGUCAUGAUGAAAAGCCAACGGUACAUCAAUUAACACAACCAGACGGUGGAUGUAAUUUAAUUACACUACAAUUUUACCACAGCUUUUGCCAGACGUUUACUCUUCAGAGAAUCUGUUGUAAUUUUGUAUUUUGUUUGUUUUGAAGACAACAACAGUUCUUGCCAUUGUCCUUCUCAAAAUAACAAUACAUAUACAUCUCAUAUAGGGAAAAUUAGGUCCCUGCACUGUGAGCUCAAAAAUACUUACCUUUGUUUGACACAGAGAGGAGAGAUAUUGAGAUAUAAAUGUUUUAUGUGUCAAUACUGUUCUCGUAUGAAAUAACGGAGGUAAUUUGGAAGCCUUUAAGUUCAUAUCUUGUUUAUUUGUGAGUGAGGGAAGGGUUGUGAGACUGAAAGGCACUCUUAUCAUGGAUAUUUGCUCUGUCUGUAAAUUAGUUUGCUUAAUUGUAAAUUCUACUUGCCAUAUUGUGUAUUGCCCAAUAAUUAUUAUUGUUUUACAUAUAGCCAAUCCAAACUGAUAUCUAUGUAAUCUAAGCAAUAAAGCUUUG